Prunus armeniaca (apricot) is the source of this 576-nucleotide messenger RNA. The record is from the annotation of a GenBank genome assembly. Lineage: Eukaryota; Viridiplantae; Streptophyta; Magnoliopsida; Rosales; Rosaceae.
AUGAGAACUUCCACAUUCUCUCUCACAUCCCUCCCUCUCUUCCUAUUCUUCUUCUUUUUCUUCACCUUGAAAGCCAUAACUGCCAAAAACCUCAUCCCUGAAACCUGCAAAAAAUGUGUUCAACAUGAUCCAAACCUAAGCUACAAAUUCUGCGUAACUUCCCUCCAAGCCGCCCCGAAUAGCAGCAGCGCCGAUGUUCGCCAACUUGGCAUAAUCUCCCUGAACUUAAUCCGCCAAAACAUGACCAGCACAAGGCAAUACAUCAAACACCUUCUGAAGAACAAGAAACUGGAGAAAUUAUUAAGGGUCUAUUUGGAAGUCUGCUUGGAGCUUUAUUCAGACGCCACACCAGACAUCAAGCAAGCUCUCAGAUCUUACAAGGCUAAGCAGUAUCGAGAUGCCAAUAUACGAGUGACUGCAGUGUGUGAUGCCCCUGUAACUUGUGAAGAUGGUUUCCAUGAAAGAGAAGGGUUGGUUUCGCCAUUGACGAAGAGAAACAACGAUGCUUUUCAGCUUUCUGCCAUAGCUCUUUCUAUUAUCCACCUGCUUGGUUCAUUAGGAUUUAAAUUAAUAUAA